GAGUCGGCUCAGCGCGGUCGAUUUGAAUCCGUCUGCGCUCGGCCUCUCUUAAGCAGGCGCUGCUAAGCCGCCGCCUCCGCUUCCUCCGCCGGUUCUUCGGAAGGUGCGUCCUUGUUUUCGCAGGGAGGCGAGGGGAACGGCUGGAAGCAGUGGGGCUGGCCCGGGCGGAGAGGGCCUUUUCAUAUUGAGGAAUAAUGGACGACUACACGAAAAUAGAAAAGAUUGGUGAAGGCACUUAUGGUGUUGUGUAUAAAGGCAAACACAAAGCUACAGGCCAAGUGGUGGCCAUGAAGAAAAUCCGGUUAGAGAACGAUGAAGAAGGUGUUCCCAGCACUGCAAUCAGAGAGAUUUCCUUAUUAAAAGAGCUACGUCAUCCCAACAUAGUCUGUCUUCAGGAUGUGCUUAUGCAAGACUCAAGACUUUACCUGAUAUUUGAAUUUCUUUCUAUGGAUCUCAAGAAAUACUUGGACUCCAUCCCAUCUGGGCAGUACCUAGAUCGUAUGCUUGUUAAGAGUUACUUGUACCAAAUCUUGCAAGGUAUUGUGUUCUGUCACUCGAGGAGAAUUCUGCACAGAGACCUGAAGCCUCAGAACUUGUUGAUCGAUGACAACGGAGUAAUUAAACUGGCCGACUUUGGCCUGGCUCGAGCUUUCGGCAUCCCCGUGCGGGUCUACACCCAUGAGGUAGUAACUCUGUGGUACAGAGCUCCAGAAGUGCUGCUAGGUUCUGCACGUUACUCCACACCUGUCGAUAUAUGGAGCAUAGCGACAAUAUUUGCUGAAAUGGCAACCAAGCAAGCACUCUUCCGUGGAGAUUCAGAAAUUGAUCAGUUGUUCAGGAUCUUCAGAGCUUUGGGGACGCCCAACAAUGACGUGUGGCCGGAAGUAGAAUCCUUGCAGGAUUACAAGAACACUUUCCCCAAGUGGAAACCCAGCAGUCUGGCCUCUCUGGUGAAAAACCUGAAUGAGGAUGGACUAGACCUGCUUUUGAAAAUGUUGACCUAUGAUCCAGCAAAAAGGAUUUCUGGUCGCGUGGCUCUGAAUCAUCCUUACUUUGAUGACUUGGACAAAUCCAAACUACCAGCCAAUCGGAUCAAGAAAUGCUAACUGCCCCUGAAACAACCUGAAUGUGGUUGAAGCAGAAAUACUGAAACUCGUGGUAUUUCCCCCCACUGUCGAAGUUUAUUGAUAUCCCUGUUUUUAUAUGUGUCUGUCUUGUCCUAUUCUAAAACUGUAGCCCUGUCUAUAGAGUGCUUUGGUUUGAAUCUUCCUUUAAUUGUAAAUAUUAACCUAUUCACUUUCAAUAAAGCUGUACACUGCUCAGUGAA
Molecule: messenger RNA, 1327 nt
Organism: Podarcis muralis (Common wall lizard)
Lineage: Eukaryota; Metazoa; Chordata; Lepidosauria; Squamata; Lacertidae
Gene: CDK1
Product: cyclin dependent kinase 1
Biological process (GO): protein phosphorylation; G2/M transition of mitotic cell cycle; mitotic G2 DNA damage checkpoint signaling
Cellular component (GO): nucleus
Molecular function (GO): cyclin-dependent protein serine/threonine kinase activity; ATP binding
Source: RefSeq, a predicted model, not a curated record